Molecule: messenger RNA, 1431 nt
Organism: Magnolia sinica
Lineage: Eukaryota; Viridiplantae; Streptophyta; Magnoliopsida; Magnoliales; Magnoliaceae
Product: large ribosomal RNA subunit accumulation protein YCED homolog 2, chloroplastic
Exons: 8
Coding region: 44-766 (240 amino acids)
Source: RefSeq, a predicted model, not a curated record
ACAUAUCAUCUCUUCAGAGGCUCGUCUUCUACUCUAUAGAGAAAUGGAAAAGGCAUGCUAUUCCUCCGUCUCAAGAUUCAUUCACCACCGUCAGAUUCCCUCCUCUCCUAAUAAACCAAAAGCCUUUGCAAUUCCAUUUCUUCCUUCAACUUCCAAAAUCGAAGCUUCUUCAAGAAAAGAUGACUUCUCUCUGUAUACAAAGAAGAACACACGAAAGAGGCCGAGAACUCCCCGCCGUCUGAUUACCAUCUCAACGUCCGAUGGGAAAUGGCAUGGACAGUGGACAUACGAUUACAUUUUCUCACUCCGCGAGCUGCAGGUGGCCGAUUUGGCGGAGGAUGGACAGAAAGACGCGGAGGUUUCCAUUAGCCUAUCCAUAGACAAGCAUGCUGGCUUUGGUUUCUCUGUUGAUGGGAGAAUCAUCACAUCAUUUACUAGAAAAUGCUGUAAUUGCUCUGCAUCCUACUGCAGAGAGAUCGACACGACCUUUGACGUUUGGGUUCUACCAUCAAGCAAGGACAACCGUGAACUUCAGCUGCCUGAAAUUGGUGGCGAUGAUCCAUCAGUCAUCUAUGUGAAACCUGGGUCUGAAGCUGAUCUAGAUUCGCUAAUCCAAGACACGAUUCGACUUGCCAUCUCCGUGAAGGCAGAUACUUGCUCAGAGUCAUGCGAGAAAUCUCCACCCAGUUGGCACUAUAUUGGUGGAAAGGAAGCUUAUGUUGAUAAGAGGUGGUCUAGACUAAUGGAGUUAAGGAAUGUGAUCUAGAACAAGCAUGUUAUCAAUUACAAAACCAAACAAAAGAGCUACACGCCCAGUGGAAUGCAAGUCAGAUGAUGAGAAAUUACUCGGGACCGAAGAGGGUAGACACCGCCCCAGGAGCCACUCCUCUCUACUACAUGGCCAGCACCCAUUCUACUGUCUUCCCGUUUGCUCUUUGGAAAAACCGCUUCCAGAGAAUCUGAUUUUUUUUGUCAAAAGGUCUGCUCCCAUGUUUGGGCAGCUAUGAGCCAACAGAGCUCAACCAUCAGAAGAGUAGGCCAAAGGUUCCAUAUUUGAGAUUGAGGAAAGGGAAGGAGGACAAUGGGAGAGGGAGGUGGAAGUCACAGUUCUAAGAUCUUUAUUUGCACAUGACGCCUUGUACUGAAGUUUGAUGGGUUUCAAGUAAAGCUUAAGAAGGGCAAGAGUGAGAGCAGACAAAAACAUCCUCCGCUAUCUAGACAUAGUUGUACGGGAAAUGGUAUUUACAACUGACUGCUUUCACAUAGAAAGAGGGUUGUGGCCAUGAAAAUAAUUAUAUUGCCUGUUUGCAUAACAUGACCAAAUAGAUUGCAAUCACUGACAAUUUGCGACGGUAUGCAGACAUCUAGUCACUAUCGACGUGUAUACACCUUCAAAAACUUUUCAGUAAUUGCAAACAGCGCCUUCAGUCA